Anopheles darlingi is the source of this 2368-nucleotide messenger RNA. RefSeq names its product fatty-acid amide hydrolase 2-B. Lineage: Eukaryota; Metazoa; Arthropoda; Insecta; Diptera; Culicidae. Bases 186 to 1880 code for a protein of 564 amino acids. The transcript is spliced from 3 exons. The record is from RefSeq and is a predicted model, not a curated record.
UACUACCGAAGGUCGUUAGGCGAUCGGGAGGGGUGUUGUUAUCAAAACCACAUUUCGAAAUAAAAAAGUACCGCCAGGACACCCCUACGGUCUCACGUGCGUGCGAGUCGUCGAUCGAUCAGCUGGCUUUGCGGUGGUGAAAAUUAGUGAAGGUGUUAACGCGCACGGACCGACAAGGAUACGGCAUGAAGGUCCUUUCGGAGGCAGGGGACGUAGUGACAACGAUGAGCUCGCCCCUAAAUACGCUGGUCGAGUUCCUGCGCCUCAUCUACGCCAAGUGCUACCGGAAGGUGGUCCGGGAAUGCAACGACCAAAUGAGCUACGCUAUACGGCGGCUGCUUCGGGCAGCCAUGUGCUUGUUUAGCUGGUUCGUGAUGCCCUACUCACAGUGCGUGAGUGGUCGAAUUGCCCGCCGAAAAUUGCCCGCGAUCGGCGAUCCGUUGUUGCUGCUGCCCGCAACCGAGCUCGCAGAACGCAUCCGUACCGGUCGGCUCAGGAGCGAGCAGGUGGUGCAGGCUUACGUGAACCGUUGCCGGCAAGUCAACCCACUGCUGAACGCCAUCGUCGAGGAUCGAUUCGAGGAAGCGCUGGAAGACGCGCGCAGCAUUGAUCGCCAGCUGGCCGAAGGACUGCUCGGUACGCCGGAGCAACUGGCACGUGAUAAGCCGCUGCUUGGACUUCCCGUUUCGAUCAAGGAAAGUCUCGCCGUCCAGGGGAUGAGCAAUACGGCGGGCCGGAAGCUUCGGGACAAGAAGGUCGCUCUGGGUGAUGCACCGGUUGUACAACAGAUCAAGCGUGCCGGUGGUAUCAUCCUGCUAGUCAGCAACACACCCGAGCUUUGUCUGUGCUGGGAAACGUACAACAACUGCACCGGAUUGACGCGGAAUCCUCACAACCUGCAGCGUACGGCCGGUGGUUCCUCGGGCGGAGAGGCAGCACUGAUUGCUUCCGCUGGUUCGCUGCUUGGUGUCACUACCGACAUCGCGGGAUCUUCACGACUUCCGGCCCUAUUCACUGGAGUUUUCGGUCACAAACCCUCGCCGUACGUGGUGUCGCCUUACGGGCAUCAUCCGUCCUGUGAUGACGAGAACUGGGGUAGUUUUUUCACACCCGGUGCGAUGUGUCGGUACGCGGGCGAUCUACCGCUGCUGCUUGGAGCCAUGCGCGAUCCCGAAGGAACACCGGUCACGCUGGAAAAGGAGAUUCCAGUGUCCGCGAUCAAAUGUUACUUCAUGGAGAACGACGGUCCCUCGGGAUUGACGCGUCCGAUCGAUGCCGACAUUGUGCAGGCCAUUCGUGACGUCGCGGGCCAUCUAAGUGCCCAGCGCGUCAACCUGGAGCGCCUGCGCUGGACACUCGAUAUUUCUAUUUGCAAAAUGCUGCGCAUGAAAAACAUCGAAACGAUCUACAGUCCCCAAGCGAAUGGCAAACCAGCAACAACGAUGAAACGCGAGGUCCUGAAGUACCUCUUUGGUCAGUCCGACUCCGACCUACCUUCCGUCAUGAUUGGUCCGAUGCAGCACAUAGUCAACCACUACAUUCCACAGUCGCGGCUCGACUUUCUGGACAAACAAACGGAGAUGCUGCGCCGUGACUUCCUUGAACUACUCGGCACCGACGGAGUGUUUAUCUAUCCGGGCUUUCCCAACACGGCCCACCGGCACUAUCGUAUCUUCCACAAGCUCGUCGACACAACCUACAUGAUGGUGUUUAACACACUCGGCUUACCGGCGGCCUCCUGUAUGGUUGGGCUUGAUCGUGAGAAGCUACCGAUCGGAGUUCAGGUCGUUGCUGCGCCCGGUCAGGAUCAUCUCAUCUUUGCGGUAGCCAAAGAGCUGGAACGACGGUUUGGCGGUUGGGUGCCACCACCGUCCGAGUGAGGUGGGGCUGCUGGGCACGUUGGGCACUCGCACCGCCCGUCCGAUUGUGAUCCAUACGAGCUUAGGGUUAAGUUAUGAGUUUACGAAUCGUUUGCCGUUAGUAUUUCUGUUGACCGGAUUUUUCGCUUUUCCUGUCCUGUUUCGUUUCGUUCGGUAGGGAGGGAGGUGAGAUAUGGAUUUUAAACAAGAUCUCCCAUUUGUUACUGUUUUCCCUCCUUACGCAACAAUGUUAAGCCAGAGGGAGGCAAAUUAGGUAAGGAGAUUCAUCGAACCACAUUGACCGCAUUAUGCCAAUACUUUUACGACUGGUGUAGCUAGGUGUGUUUGUGUUAUUACUAAAUUUGCGAAGGAAAGAGAUUAAGUGAAACGCAUAAAAGCAGAACUAUUAGACUGGCCACGGCGAAUGGAAAGAGUGCAAGUGAUCAAAACAUAAUGUUAAACAUUAAAGACAUUCCAUAGUGAAAUAGAGUUGAAAUAAAUUACCUGAA